GCUAGCUUAGCCGUCCUGUGCGCGAAGCGUCCGACGCCUUGACGGGUUGUGAAUCUGACACGACAAACUUGGAGGGGAGAAGGAAAAAAAACAAAAAAAAAAACCCGCCGGCUAAGAGGAAACGUUCGAGGAGAAAGACGGCUACCUCUCAGCCGGUGGAGGGUGACGUUGGCAUACCACAUCUCCGCGGUCGUUCGCCGGACAUAAAAGAUUUGGGCACGGGAAACGGUGAAAAGACGGAGAGUUGUCAACCGCUGCCAUGGCGCGAGACUACGAUUACCUCUUCAAAUUGCUCAUCAUCGGGGACAGCGGUGUGGGGAAAAGCAGCUUACUACUGAGGUUUGCAGACAACACAUUUUCAGGCAGCUACAUUACCACCAUCGGUGUGGACUUCAAGAUCCGCACGGUGGAGAUAAAUGGGGAAAAGGUAAAGCUGCAGAUCUGGGACACGGCGGGACAGGAGAGGUUCCGCACAAUCACGUCCACGUACUACCGAGGCACACAUGGGGUGAUAGUGGUUUAUGAUGUCACCAGUGCAGAGUCAUUUGUAAAUGUCAAAAGGUGGCUUCAUGAAAUCAACCAGAACUGUGACGAUGUUUGUCGAAUAUUAGUGGGCAAUAAGAACGACGACCCUGGCUCAAAGGUGGUGGAGACGAACGACGCGCAGAAGUUCGCCGAGCAGAUGGGCAUCCAGCUGUUUGAAACCAGUGCCAAGGAGAACAUCAACGUGGAAGAUAUGUUCAACUGCAUUACUGAGCUGGUUCUGAAGGCAAGGAAAGAGUCUGUGGCCAAGCAGCAGCAGCAGAGCGAGGUGGUGAAGCUCAGCAAGAACAGCAAGCGCAAGAAGAAGUGCUGCUAGCAGCCCGAGCGGUCCCGGUGGUCCAGCCGCACACGCCACUGAACUGUCGAGCCGCAAAACACCACAAGCAACAACCCCAGGGAGUCUAGCGGCGCUAAACCUUAAGAGAUGUAUCUAUAUGUACAUUUACUAAUGAAAUCGAUAACAAGCCCUUUUGGACUUGGGAAAAUUCGUAAAAGGACGCAUCGCAGACUCAAAAUGUACAGAUCUGUGAGAGAGCGGAAUUGGGUGGCAGCCCGUAUUCUUUCUGCAAUGGUUCUGAAAGACCAAUGCCACAACUUUUUAAAGGGGAAGGACUUUUCUUUUUACAUCUUUUUGGCCCCGUACCCUCCUCACACCAAACCCCACACAAACACAUACACCUUAUUUUUGAAACCCAUCACCAUGUUUGGGAUAAGUAAGGUCAGGCCUAUCUGCUCCUUUUUUCAGCUGUGCGUUUUGUGAGUUAUCUGUGACAUGCCACUGUGCCAACAACAGAAAAGAGGAUGAUGGCAGUCAAAAAUCAAAUGAUGCAUUUGAAAAUGUAAGCACAUAUCACUGAAUUAGAGUUCUGACAUCAGGAAUUUCUUCUGGAGUACCACUCCCCUCUCCUGUUGAGCAUCCAGUCAUGUCCUCUUGCUCCUCUUGAUUGACAGCCUGGCUGCCAUUUGACCAAAUGAUUGCUCUCCUGCCAGUCUCUCAGACAAGUUGGUGUGAUUUUUGUUGUUUUUUGAGGGGGUAUUUUUGUUUUUGCUUGCUCUUUUGCAUUUUUUCUCUUUUUUUUUUUUUUUUUUUGUAAAUUUCUAUAGAUUUUUUGUUGUUGUUGUUACUAACAAACCUUAUACCACUAUAAACAGCCAAACAGUUGGUAGCAUUCCUAGAAUUUGGAGCCACUGAUUGGACAUUUUUGCUCCUUCAGUGCUGGGUGAAUUUACUGGACCUGCAGAGACACAACUUGUGAAUGGAGAAAUGGUUUCUUUGUUCUAGAACUACAUGGUAAAAUUCCAGCAAUGUUGUAAAGAGGUAAAGAUAGUGUGGAGUUUUGAGAGGACUCUAUCUGUGGUACUAGAUAACAGUAACUCUUGCGGUUUUAAAAAUGACAACCUUUCAUGCUGAUCAAAGAGAAUAUGACCUUCCCUGACUUUUCUUGAUUCACAUUUAAGCUACUUUGUGGAAGAAAACUAAAAAUAAAUUCAAGUGAUCAUCUCAGAGGCACACACAAACCCCACCAGAUGCAGAAUAAUGUUUGUACUUGUUAAGUACAGAUGUGACGCAGGAGUCUACAAGAAGAACUUUAAAAUAUAAAGAAAAGGGGGAACUGUAGACAUUCGAGUUCUGGCACUGUCAGAUCAGGUUUGAUCAUGAUUAGAUACCUUAUGGCACACAGGAAGUAGGCCUGACAAUUGUUUUAUAUGGGUCGGCAACCAUGGUCACAAUUCUUUGCAGUGAGAUUCCAGCUUAUCAUCAGGAAUUUAAACCCAUAGAAAUGGAUACAAGCCCUAAUUUGUUUUUGUAUAUCUGUAUCAUAAUUUGUGUGCCAUGCAUAUGAAAUGACACGUAUACAAACACGCAUGUCUGUAUGGGGAUACUGACGUUUGUGUGUUUAUACAUGUGUAUAAACACUUUUUUUCCAGUGUGUUGGCAAAAAACUGAAAUCUUGCCACUCAUUCAUUGUUCUCAUCAUGAAUCUAACCGAUGGUAAUAAACAUUUUAAGAUAA
This is a messenger RNA of Electrophorus electricus (electric eel), 2557 nucleotides long. RefSeq names its product RAB35, member RAS oncogene family a (gene rab35a). Lineage: Eukaryota; Metazoa; Chordata; Actinopteri; Gymnotiformes; Gymnotidae. The record is from RefSeq and is a predicted model, not a curated record. Gene Ontology annotation, molecular function: GTP binding; GTPase activity.